UGGGGCAUGGCCGUCAAUGUGUACUCCACCUCGGUGACCAGCGAGAACCUGAGCCGCCACGACAUGCUGGCCUGGGUCAACGACUCCCUGCAGCUCAACUACACCAAGAUCGAGCAGCUCUGCUCAGGGGCCGCCUACUGCCAGUUCAUGGACAUGCUGUUCCCCGGCUGCGUCCACCUGCGGAAGGUGAAGUUCCAGGCCAAGCUGGAGCACGAGUACAUCCACAACUUUAAGGUGCUGCAGGCCGCCUUCAAGAAGAUGGGAGUGGACAAAAUCAUCGCGGUGGAGAGGCUGGUGAAAGGCAAGUUCCAGGACAACUUCGAGUUCAUCCAGUGGUUCAAGAAGUUCUUUGACGCCAACUACGACGGGAAGGAGUACAACCCGCUGCUGGCACGGCAGGGCCAGGACGUCACGCCCCCCAACCCAGGUGAUCAGAUCUUCAACAAAUCCAAGAAACCCAUUGGCACUGCAGUGCCAAGCAGGACCUCCCCCACAGGCCCCAAGAGCACGCCUAACCCGGCCCGCCUCAGCAACGUCCCCGCAGCAUCCUCCGGAAAAAACUCCCCCGCCGCCCGCAACGGGGGCCCCGAGGCCGACGCGCAGAUCCUGGAGCUCAACCAGCAGCUGAUGGAUCUGAAGUUGACAGUGGACGGGCUGGAGAAGGAGCGGGAUUUCUACUUCAGCAAACUGCGGGACAUCGAGCUGAUCUGCCAGGAGCACGAGAACGAAAACAGCCCCAUCAUCACGGGCAUCGUCAGCGUCCUCUACGCCACGGAGGAGGGUUUCGCUCCGCCAGAGGACGACGAGCUGGAGGAGCAGCAGCCAGAGGACCAGGAUGAGUACUAGCCCCGGCACGCUCCCGCGCCCCGCGCCACCCUGCGCCGAUCCCCUCCAUAGACAUUCGAGGUCUGAGUCUGUGCGCCUCGCCCUGCACCGUCACGCACCAUCACAGCCUCCGGCCGAGCCGGCACGCUCGGCGUCCAGCAGCUCCGGUGGGAAGCCACUGUCUCCAUAAUAAAUAGAUGUCAAUCCAUAGAGGAGCACGGCUGUAAAUACGCCGGGGGCUGGCGGGUGGGGACGGGCUCUGGCCCCGGCGCCCAGCGCCCCCAGCCCUCGCCCCCUCCACCCCAUAUUUAUUUUGGUUGUCUUCUCUGGUGCGAGUGCUGCAGCCGCCCCGGCACCCGCUGCCCCUGCCCGCCCCGCUGUGCCAUAGCGAGAGAGAAAGAGCGAGCCCGUGGGGGCUUCCCCAGGGCAGAGCUCGCUGCCCCGCCAGCCCUGCGGCUGCGGAGGGGACUGGGGGCUGGGCAGCCCCGGGGGGCUGCGCACGGGGUCAGCGCUGCCCUGCCGCCCGCUGGGAGGGAGUGGCUCAGAGGAGGAGGAGGAGGAGGAGGUUCAGAUUCCUGGGAAGGCGGAGGAAGGAACCCCGGGAGGAAGGAGCCCCAGCCCGGCUGACAACGCGGCUGCAGCGGGGAGCAGCAGGGGCCGGGGCAGCCCAGGGUGAGGACCCCCCGGGCCAGGUCUCCCGCCCCACAGGGCGCCGGGGUGGGUUUGCCGAGGGCGGCACGCAGCACCUGCCCUGGCCAUCCUCCCCGUCGCAUCGCUUGUCUGGUCCGUCACUCCGGUUGCAAAGCCUGCAUCUGUGUUAAGUUUUAUUUAAAAUAAACUUGUGUGGUAAAAUGUU
Cygnus atratus (black swan) is the source of this 1681-nucleotide messenger RNA. RefSeq names its product microtubule associated protein RP/EB family member 3 (gene MAPRE3). Gene Ontology annotation, biological process: regulation of microtubule polymerization or depolymerization; spindle assembly; protein localization to microtubule plus-end. Gene Ontology annotation, molecular function: microtubule plus-end binding. Gene Ontology annotation, cellular component: microtubule organizing center; microtubule plus-end; spindle midzone. Lineage: Eukaryota; Metazoa; Chordata; Aves; Anseriformes; Anatidae. The record is from RefSeq and is a predicted model, not a curated record.